UUCCUCCCCCGGGAUCCGUGCCGUCAGGUUUGGGGAUAGGACCAAGUUUUCCCAGCACAAGUGAGAAGGACACGGUCACCUCUCAUUUUCCAGGACAAGGGUCAUGGACGCAUCUUCUCCUGGAAGCCAGCAACUCACCUGCCCCUACCCUGUCCCACACCCCCCUUUCCAGGAAGGAAAGGUAAAACUCAAUUCUUGUCACUCCCUGGGGUUUGGGGGCAGAUGCAGGUGACCGCCUGGGCGUGGGGAGACACCUUCCCCUGAAUGAGAAACUGAGGCCUCAGGGGCUGAGCAGAGAACGAGAGGGGCUGGAUCUGGAUUGGUCCCAAGAAACAGAAUGCUUGUGGGCGUGCUCAGAGCGGGGGAUGGGGGGGCAUAUAAGUCCUCUUGUCCCAGAAGCAGACAAGAGGUGAGGGAGGGGUGUGAGUGACACCCAGGAAGACAGCAGAGGCUGAGGAGCUUAGGAGAGGCCGGAACAGCCCUGCAGAUAAGGCUCUGGGUUUUCUCUCCUUUGGGGCCAAAGCCAGAGAAAGCACAGCCAGUUGCAUAAUCCUUCUAUUUGCUCAGAUCUACAUUUUGUCCUGAAGCUCCCUGCCCUGGGAGGUGAUUGAGAAAGGCACCCAGCAAGGACUGGGCAGGGCAGGGAGUCAGCAGGCGAGCAAAGGAGCGUGCUGGGUCUUCAGCCUUUUUUCCACCGCUGCCAUCCAGGAGGAUGGAGGCCCUCAAUGAGUCUGCCCAGUUCAACUUCUCCCUGCCGCACAACUUUGGCAAGCGGCCCACCGACUGGGCGCUGAGCGUCAUCCUGGUGAUCAUACUGUUAACCGUCAUGCUCUCACUGGGCUGCACCAUGGAGUUCAGCAAGAUCAAGGUGCACUUCUGGAAGCCUAAGGGGCUGGCCAUCGCCCUGGUGGCGCAGUACGGCAUCAUGCCCCUCACUGCCUUUGCACUGGGCAAGGUCUUCCAGCUGAACAACAUCGAGGCACUGGCCAUCCUGAUCUGUGGCUGCUCGCCGGGGGGGAACCUCUCCAACGUCUUCACUCUGGCCAUAAAAGGAGACAUGAACCUCAGCAUCGUGAUGACCACCUGCUCUACCUUCCUUGCCCUGGGCAUGAUGCCCCUCCUCCUGUACAUUUACAGCAGGGGCAUCUACGAUGGGACCCUGAAGGACAAGGUGCCCUAUGGCAGCAUCAUGAUAUCACUGUUCCUGACUCUCAUUCCUUGCACCAUAGGCAUCAUCCUCAAAUCCAAACGGCCACAAUACGUACGUUAUGUCACCAAGGGAGGGAUGAUCCUCCUGCUUUUGUGCAGCGUGGCUGUCAUAGUGCUCUCUGUCCUCAAUGUGGGCAAGAGCAUUUUGUUUGUCAUGGCACCACACUUGCUGGCCACCUCCUCCCUGAUGCCUUUCAUCGGCUUCCUGCUAGGCUACGUUCUCUCUGCUCUGUUCUGCCUCAACAGACGGUGCAGACGCACUGUCAGCAUGGAGACUGGAUGCCAAAAUAUUCAACUCUGCUCCACCAUCCUCAACGUGACCUUCCCCCCUGAAGUCAUUGGACCACUUUUCUUCUUUCCUCUCCUCUAUGUGAUUUUCCAGCUUGGAGAAGGGCUCCUCCUCAUUGCCAUCUUUCGGUGCUAUGAGAAAAUCAAGCCUUCCAAGCAUAAAACAAAAAUUAUCUACAAAGCUGACGCAACUGAAGAAGCCAUUCCAACAGCUCUGGGAAAUGGCACCCACAAAGGGGAGGCAUGCCCCCCUUGCACAGCCUAGCCUUCUCCAGUGACCUGGAUUCUGGUCAGAAGGCAAUUCAGAAAGCCAACAUGGCAAACUACACAGAGAGCAGAAAGAUGAAACACCACCAGUGGGGUCUGAGUCUUUCUCU
Messenger RNA from Kogia breviceps (pygmy sperm whale), 1874 nucleotides. It is a transcript of the gene SLC10A1, whose product is annotated as solute carrier family 10 member 1. The record is from RefSeq and is a predicted model, not a curated record. Gene Ontology annotation, molecular function: bile acid:sodium symporter activity. NCBI's taxonomy places the organism in Eukaryota, Metazoa, Chordata, Mammalia, Artiodactyla, Physeteridae. Gene Ontology annotation, biological process: bile acid and bile salt transport. Gene Ontology annotation, cellular component: membrane.